AUGGAAGACCUCAUAUUCAGUGCUAGGAAGAAGCGAAAGGUCCCUGAAAUUGACGACGACGAAACGAUCCUCACACCAAAGAAAGCACGAUUAAGGCAGGCAUCGUUUAGCCAUGCCACGCCGGCAAAGGCUACACAUGCAACGCCAGGUGUUCCGCCUUCCUCUUCCAAGUCGAAAAAUACAGAUCUACCCGAAGAGCUUAAGCAAAUAAUUUCUAUCCACACCGCACUCGAGCAAGCCAUGUCGGCUGCGCUAGCGACUGCGCAAAUUUCUCCUGACCCAGACACUGGACGUGUUCCAUCGGUCAUAAACCAUCUUUCUUUUCAGGAACGUGGCCUCGGUGUGCGGAUGAGUGUCGAAGAUCUCCAGAAACUGUGCUGGCUUUGGGAAUGGGACGGAGAGACAAUCCCAAAAGGCAUAGCAUCGCAUUCUGCAACUACAUCUAGCUCUUCAAAGAAGAAAAAGCAAUCAGAGAGUGCACUCGAUGACGACUCGGACACCGAGGGAGAAGUCAUGACAGAGGACCCUCAGAGUAACCCAUUCCUCACCAAACCUCCUAAAGAAGACAGGGAUAAUAACCCAUUCUUACCUUCAUCUAAUACUUCAAACGAGGUCUCGAAAGAAUGGAUGCGCGGAGGCUUUGGAUUUUGCAUAAAUCCCACCACUCACGUAACUCGAUUAGACAAGUCCAGUCCCACAAAGCGCGUGCCAGCAUAUGGCAUUGGGAUCGAAGUGGAAUGGUCACAAGAGGAUGUGGCUGGUAGACGUGUGGGUGGUAUGAGUGCCGUGGCAAGAUGGACAGGCGCAGCCAACAGACGCAAGCAUGAGCUUCGAGAAAGACUGGAGACAUGGAUGACGAUAACUUCGAAGCUAAAUGGGUCAAAAUACGUCCCAGUGCCUUUGGCAGAUCUCCCGCCUCUCGCAAAACCUCCGACGGUGUCUAAACUGGCACAUCUUAUUACUCCUCGGAAGCUGACCUUUCCGACUACGCUACCGACACCGUUAAAGGCACUAAUGGCUACACCAUCAUCUUCCCGCAAAGAACCUAUAGAAACGCCGUCAAAGGACUCUGGCGGCUUCAUGAUUCCAUUCCCAGUCGUGCCUGGAGAGAGACCAGUCACACCGCACGGACCUCGACCAGGAGAGCCCUCUUCGGGAUCUAGUGGCAUCGUCACACCCAGCAGUGGUCGAAGUCGAGGACUGCGUACGCCAUCCUUUGGAAAGGCUGCAGCCAAGCUCGCUGCAGCCUAUACGCCCACCUCUGACGGUCGCACAACUCCUACUUCGGAUGGCCGCACUACUCCCACAACUGGUCAUCGCGGAGAAUUACCCGUGCCUGUGACGCCUACUACUACCAAUUCGUCCGUUCCGAACACUGUGGAGACUCCUAUGAGCGCGAGGCGUGCAUCCUUGUACGAACGCAUGAGAGCCAAGAGCGAGAGUGAGGGAAACUCGGUGAAGAAGACUGCCAUCACUGCGUCUGUGCGGUCUGCGGAGAAGCAAUCUCAGGAAAAGGUUGUAAUGGUCGGACCUGAAGCACUCAGACGGCGUGCGAUCCUCAGUCGCUUGCCCGGCAUCGCAGAUGCCGUUUGGAUGUUGUUCUCUGCUACAGGGAGCAGUGGAGCCUUGUUGACAUCGUCCUCGAGGAAGAGGCGGGCACUGGAAAGAGGUGAAGUCAUUCGCGCCGUGGUCAAGUCGUCCAAGGGACCGCUCUCCGAAGCCGAGGCGACUGAAAGUUUGACGAUGCUUUGCGAGCUGUGUCCCUUCUUCUUACAGUCGAAAGUGAUCGGCGGCGAAAAUUGGUUGGAGAUGCCGGCGUCUUCAGGUCCAUCAACAGUAACCUCUGGAAGCCCCUCCCCUAGGUCGCCAUCGAAAACCACUACUGCUGCGCAUGGACCGCCUGGUUCUCCCAAUCGCCGGCCGACGAGCGCAGCACGCCUGCCGGGGUCUCCAUCCAAACGCCAGGUGAUCGAGGAAGAGCUACUGAACAGGAGCCCGAAACGCGUGAAGAAAGAGGAGGGCGGUAUCCGCGAUGUGCAUGAGAGGAUUCGGCGAGAACUCCAAGUGUAUGAAGACGACCCGUUCAUCUAG
This is a messenger RNA of Serendipita indica DSM 11827, 2091 nucleotides long. The record is from the annotation of a GenBank genome assembly. NCBI's taxonomy places the organism in Eukaryota, Fungi, Basidiomycota, Agaricomycetes, Sebacinales, Serendipitaceae.